This is a messenger RNA of Sinocyclocheilus grahami, 785 nucleotides long. RefSeq names its product serine protease inhibitor Kazal-type 1-like. The record is from RefSeq and is a predicted model, not a curated record. The transcript has 5 exons. NCBI's taxonomy places the organism in Eukaryota, Metazoa, Chordata, Actinopteri, Cypriniformes, Cyprinidae. The coding region runs from base 252 to 563 and encodes 103 amino acids. Gene Ontology annotation, molecular function: serine-type endopeptidase inhibitor activity; protein binding.
UAUAAAAACAACGUUCAGAAAACAAAAGCAUCCCAAACUGAUAGGAGGGCAGGCCAUCAAUCAAAUAAAGCAAAUGAGCAAUUAUUGCUGCAUAUGUUAAGACCAACAAGGCAUUUACUGACGGAAAACUAUCACAGGUAAUGAACCAUCAUUUUCUGCAACAGACAUUUUGCGAUUUAAUGAAGUUAGCCAUCAUGUUUGUCAAAUCAGACCUUUAUUUAGAGCUCUGAUUAUCCAGCUUUGCUCCUCUUAUGGAUAAGAGGGACUUUAUGCUUAGACCCGGAUACAAAGAUACACCUGCUGAGUUUCCCACUCUCAACUCGACUGUGACCAUGAAGUUGGCUAUUCUGAUCUGCGUUUCUGUUCUCAUUUACCUCUCUGUGGCAGAAGCACAACAGAGUGAGGACAACAGUGUUCCUGAUUUUGGAUGUACUCGUGAGUACAAUCCAGUGUGUGGAGAUGAUGGUGUCACAUACUCCAAUGAGUGCAUGCUACACUGGGAGAACAAGUCUCGUGACAAGAAUGUCAACCUGAAGCACGUAGGAGUGUGUGAGACCUCCUGAAUUCACUGCCGUUACAUCUAUGGCAUCCACAAUGGCUUUCCAUUUAGAUACUACAGCAACAACCAGCAUGAUUUUCUGUCAUACAUUAAUCAGUAUAAUAGGAAGACAUAUGCUAUUGGAACUUUAUCAGACAUUGCUUUGUCGACAUGUAAUCUCAUGCAAUAAACAGAGAAGCAUUUAAGAGCUCUAUUUUCUUAAUAAAUUAAUAAAAAUAAUUUCAAA